GUAGAUUAUAUGCAGAUAAGAGAUAGACCGACCACACCCAAGCGUAUGUCUUUGCGGCGGACUGGCCACUAUCCAGAGUCAGCAGAUGUCUUGUCGUCGGCCGGUCUCCAUUACCCAUAAGAGAUAUAUAAGACAUGGGGUGUGGUCUGUGCACUUUGGCCCUAGCGGCGGUCUUGAAGCUCGAAAAUAUUCGCGAACGCGUACAAGAUACUACGACUAGGCCGUCUUAUUUCGAUUCGUACUACUUGUUGGACGCUGGUCUGUAAUCACCCCAGACGCACAUCAUGUCUUUCGGCGGACAGACGCCGACAAUCAUUGUCCUGAAAGAGGGGACCGAUCAGUCGCAAGGAAAGGGUCAGGUAAUUACAAACAUCAAUGCUUGUCUUGCGGUGCAGCAGACGAUCAAGUCAACGCUGGGGCCCUAUGGCGGAGAUCUGCUAUUAGUCGACGAGAAUGGAAGGCAAACUAUAACGAAUGAUGGCGCAACUGUGAUGAGGCUCCUCGACAUCGUCCACCCCGCUGCCCGUAUCCUCACAGACAUCGCUCGAUCACAAGACGCAGAGGUUGGGGACGGCACGACUUCUGUAGUAGUACUUGCUGGUGAGGUGCUGAAGGAGAUCAAAGAAUUGGUAGAAGCCGGUGUCAGCAGUCAGACAAUCAUCAAGGGUUUGAAGAGAGCGUCUUCGCUAGCCGUCAACAAGAUCAUGGAGAUAGCCGUCAACACAUCUGAGGGAAAUCAGAGAGAGACAUUAAGAAAGCUUGCCGCCACGGCGAUGAGCAGCAAGUUGAUCCACCGCAAUUCUGACUUCUUUACCACAAUGGUUGUCGAUGCCGUGCUUUCUCUGGACCAGGAUGACCUGAACGAGAAGCUCAUUGGUAUCAAGAAGAUUACCGGAGGUGCUUUGCAAGACUCUCUGUUCGUCAACGGUGUCGCAUUCAAGAAGACUUUCUCAUACGCCGGUUUCGAGCAACAGCCCAAGUCUUUUAAGAAUCCAAAGAUUGUUUGCUUAAAUGUGGAAUUGGAGCUGAAGAGUGAGAAAGACAAUGCAGAGGUUAGGGUGGAGCAGGUUUCAGAAUACCAGGCCAUUGUCGAUGCUGAGUGGCAGAUCAUAUUCAACAAGAUGGAGGCUUUGUUCAAGACUGGUGCAAAGGUAGUACUCAGCAAGCUUCCGAUUGGUGAUUUGGCGACACAAUAUUUCGCCGACAGAGACAUAUUCUGCGCUGGUCGGGUCGCCUCUGACGAUCUUGAGCGCGUAUGCCAGGCUACUGGGGCAAAGGUUCAGUCAACGUGCACAGACAUUCAGGCCGAGCAUCUCGGUACAUGUGAACGGUUUGACGAGCGCCAGAUUGGUGGUGAGCGUUUCAACUUCUUUGAGGGCUGCCCGCAAUCAAAGACUUGUACCCUUGUCCUCCGUGGAGGUGCCGAGCAGUUCAUUGCAGAAGUGGAGCGCAGUCUUCAUGAUGCUAUCAUGAUAGUUAAGCGGGCAAUCAAGAACCAGACCAUCGUUGCAGGUGGAGGUGCUUGUGAGAUGGAAGUCUCUGCCUACCUCCACUCAUACGCCGACAAAAACAUCGCGCACAAGCAACAAACAAUCAUCAAAGCAUUCGCAAAGGCUCUCGAAGUCAUCCCCCGUCAGCUUUGCGACAACGCCGGUUUUGAUGCCACGGACAUCCUCAACCGACUACGUGUAGACCACCGCAACGGCAACAUAUGGGCCGGUGUAGAUUUUGUGAACGAAGGCAUCGCUAACAAUCUGGAGAAGUUCGUUUGGGAGCCCGCCCUUGUCAAGAUCAAUGCGAUCCAAGCGGCUAUCGAAGCUGCGUGCUUGAUUUUGAGCGUGGACGAGACGAUUAGGAAUCAAGAGUCGGCGCAGCCGCAGGCUCCACAGCAACAGCUUCCUCCUGGCGCGGCGCAGAGAGCACUCGGUAUGGGUGGACGGGGCCGUGGGCGUGGAAGGGGCAUGCCGAGGAGGUAAGAGAAAAGGUAUGAGAGAAGAGGUAUGUAGUGUUGGUGGCUUAGAUUGACAUCCGCUGUAUAUCAAAAAGAUAGACACAGACAGAUGGCUAAUUAGCGCCCGUCUUAAAAAACCUCACUUACCUACCACAAUAUCCACCAUUGUAUUUGCCUGUCUAAACUCCCCCGCGUACGCCAUGCACAAAUGCCCUCAUCAUGUCCCAUUUCGACAUAUCUCCACAAUUGUACACGUGUCCGCUAACCAUCGAGUUUCGCCCUGAUCGCUUCAUCGUCCCUUGAAUGAAGGCUUUCUCUUCUCCCCGAACGCCCGUAAUGCUUCAUUCCGAUCUU
This is a messenger RNA of Pseudovirgaria hyperparasitica, 2305 nucleotides long. RefSeq lists its product as uncharacterized. The transcript is spliced from 7 exons. Gene Ontology annotation, molecular function: ATP-dependent protein folding chaperone; ATP hydrolysis activity; ATP binding. Gene Ontology annotation, cellular component: chaperonin-containing T-complex. Bases 285 to 1976 code for a protein of 563 amino acids. Gene Ontology annotation, biological process: protein folding. The record is from RefSeq and is a predicted model, not a curated record. NCBI's taxonomy places the organism in Eukaryota, Fungi, Ascomycota, Dothideomycetes, Acrospermales, Acrospermaceae.